Molecule: messenger RNA, 396 nt
Organism: Paramecium octaurelia
Lineage: Eukaryota; Ciliophora; Oligohymenophorea; Peniculida; Parameciidae
Source: the annotation of a GenBank genome assembly
GUGAUGUAGAAAAAUCAUAAUUCUGGCAACUUGAAUAAAAUAAACAGCUAUCAUAACUAGAAUGAUGAUGAAGAAGAUUGCUAAGACUUAUUCGGUGAGAUUUCUGAAGUCCUAAGUUUAAAGUGUGAUGAAAAUUUUAAUCUUUAGUAAAUGUAGGAUGAUAAAGGCUUUUAUUAAUCGAAUAAUUCGAUCCUGAUUAAUUUGAAUGAAGGCAUAAAAAAUAUUUAAGCUAACUACCCUUUGAAGAUUAAUGAAUUUUCACAACAAAAAAUACGCAAGGAUUUCAAUCUCUAUAAGAAUCCAAAAACAGAUGAUGCUUCCAAAAUGCAUCGAUAAAUCAAAAGUAGAAUUUAUAAAUAGUACAUAUCUCGCAGAACUAAAAUGAAGACAAAAUGA